This is a messenger RNA of Exophiala spinifera, 828 nucleotides long. RefSeq lists its product as uncharacterized. The record is from RefSeq and is a predicted model, not a curated record. Lineage: Eukaryota; Fungi; Ascomycota; Eurotiomycetes; Chaetothyriales; Herpotrichiellaceae. The coding region runs from base 1 to 828 and encodes 275 amino acids. The transcript has 2 exons. Gene Ontology annotation, molecular function: protein binding.
AUGACCGGCUAUGGAGCUCUAGCAUCGAUGAUGGCAAGCCAUCAGAGCGCUGAAGCGUUCAGGAAAUUCUCCAGUAUGAACCUGGAAAACAUUCUGCACAUGCAAGCCGAAUUACAACACCUAGAAUUGAUCAUCAACGAGAUUAGAAAGAUCCCAGAGCUGAACAGCUUUGACCGAACGUGGAUCGAAUCCCCUGAACACAUGUCAGAAGAUGAUGUACGGAAUAUCUUUGAGCGGUCAAGGACCCUGCUUAACCAGUAUCAUCGAACCCUUCUGCAGACCGCGAAAAUCAACGCGAUGCACGCCCCUCAAAAGGACGAUCUGGACCUACGGAGGAAGUGGUACGACGAAGAAAGUGGUGGCAACCACUUCCUGUAUGGGGUCGAGGCAGGUAUUUUUCGUGACGAGACGAUCGAAACCGAUUUCAUGACGUUGAAAGAGAACCUGGAAAGUCAAGAUGCCUUGGCCAGAUUCCUGGGUCGAAGAAUCGUUCCACUGUAUCAUCGCACGGUCGGACACAGGAUACACCGAACCAUGGAAGAAAAGGCAUUCGAACAAACGUGCUAUUACACGCCCGAAACCUUGGUGCGGAUUGGAAAUACAAUUUGCAUGCUCCUCUCCGCAAUCAUACCAGCUCUGUCGAUCAUGGUCCUCUUCAGUGUACAGAGCAUCGGAGGUAGAUUGAUAGCCAUCAGCAUGAUGAGCCUCAUAUUUUCAUUGGUGAUGAACGUGAUUGCUCAGAGACGAGCCGACGUAUUUAUGUCCACCACCGCGUUUGCUGCGGUCCUUGUGGUGUUUGUUGGGAGUGCGAAUGUGAUGAACGGUUGA